AUGUCUCGCUACAUCACUAUAUUGCUGCUCAUACUUUCAUCUUGUCUUAGUACUAGUGGGGCAGUAGUGGACCAGGAAGAUGCUCUCACGGUGAAUGAGCAUCAUGCGAUGGACGAGUUCGACCUUGCUUCCCUCCUGACCGCACACACUCCCAAACAAGAUACUAUACUUCAAGAAGCUCUUAUACUCCUCGAUUCAAUGAAGCUCUCUCCGUCCUGCAAUCGGAUCGCAGUCUCUGAACUCGUCUCAUCCUGCCAGUCAAUCGGAGGCAGAGCCGAGAAACCAGACAAAGAUAUAUACCUAACCCUGGAGCACGUCCGCUCGCUCUACGCCGCACGUCUGGCGAUCUGCGAGCUCAAGGAAGCCAAGGCGACAAUACCUGACGCAUGCCUCCCGUUGAUGAUUGCGCCGCCGCAUAGAAGGGGGAUUCUCGGAUUCUCCCUCGGCGAGAAACUGCGCUUCAGCAGCCCAGAGCUUAUACAGAAGUCGCGCUUGGAGUCUUGUCUCCGGUCGCUGGAGACCCGGCCCCAGUGGUGGACCUCCUAUAGUAACAGUCGGCAGAAUGCGGUGGUCAUCUGCCAGGCGGCCAGGAGUGAGAUUGAGAAGGAGGAGCUCGUGAAGCUUCAUCGGGCGAUAGUGGAUAGCACACGCAAGCUUAACCGUGGGCUUCAGGAAGCGCUGAAGACGGCUACAGCUGACGCUGCCCGCCAGAAGGCUUUCAUGCAGGCGGUCGAAGGUAUGAGGAGCAGGCUGACGCAGGAGAUGGGGGAGACUGAGUCGCGCUUUAGUCAGACGAUUGAAAAGGCGCUGCAUAGCAUGGGAACGUAUAUCAAUUCGGUCAAAGAGUCUUUUGGGCCUGCGGUUGAGAUAAUGCAUCAACGGGCAACGAAUCUUGAAGAUAGAAUCCAGACUGCUACUGCUGGAGCUGAUGAGCUUAUUUCUGUCUUACGGGCCAUGCACGAGGAGAUUUCUGCGAGGAACACGGAAUCGGCAAUUGCGCAGCAGCGAGACGUGGAGGCUAGUAGAGAACUAGCACUGUCUCUCCAGACAAGUCUAAGGGCACUUGGGCAGGAUGACUUGCAAAGACUCGUGCAGACUGUGCAAGGCUUCGAUGCUUCCCUGCGCCUACCGGGCCUCGAAACGGCACUCCAAGAAUCUCAAGAGAGGGCUGAACAGUUGCACCAGGUUCAACUUCAGCAGUAUGAAGCUCUGAAAGAAACCUCUCGGUUACACGAGCAAAGCCAGAUCCGCAUGAAUGGAACGUUGGCAAACCUCGACCGCGCAGCUGUGGCAGCAGCGAACUUGCUCAUGACUAUUGAUCGGACCGGAUCCAGAUACAGACUGGACCUUGCAUUGAAAAUGCUUCUUGACCUCGUCUGGCCUAUUUUUUCGGCCAUGGGCUAA
Molecule: messenger RNA, 1404 nt
Organism: Aspergillus homomorphus CBS 101889
Lineage: Eukaryota; Fungi; Ascomycota; Eurotiomycetes; Eurotiales; Aspergillaceae
Product: putative nuclear membrane fusion protein Kar5
Exons: 5
Coding region: 1-1404 (467 amino acids)
Biological process (GO): nuclear membrane fusion involved in karyogamy; karyogamy involved in conjugation with cellular fusion
Cellular component (GO): endoplasmic reticulum membrane
Source: RefSeq, a predicted model, not a curated record